Andrographis paniculata is the source of this 591-nucleotide messenger RNA. Its product is annotated as SKP1-like protein 12. Gene Ontology annotation, molecular function: cullin family protein binding. The transcript has a single exon. Gene Ontology annotation, biological process: SCF-dependent proteasomal ubiquitin-dependent protein catabolic process. Lineage: Eukaryota; Viridiplantae; Streptophyta; Magnoliopsida; Lamiales; Acanthaceae. Gene Ontology annotation, cellular component: cytoplasm; nucleus. Bases 1 to 591 code for a protein of 196 amino acids. The record is from RefSeq and is a predicted model, not a curated record.
AUGGCUGCAUCUUCGUCGACUACCAUGGAUAAAGGGGCAUCUUCUACUGCUAUAGAUAAACAGGAAUUCAGAACCCUUAGAAGUUGUGACGGAAAAGAAUUCAAAAUCUCCAAAUCCAUUGCUCUGCAACUGUCCCUCGUCUCAAAUUUACUUGAUUUGGAAGAAGAAGGCAAAACCGACAUUAUUCCUCUUCCUAAGGUCGAUGGAAUUAACCUUGACAGGGUAAUUGGUUUCCUGAACAUGUACACAGAAGAAUCCUUCAAAAAAUUAACCACAACAGAAAAGAAGAAACGAUGCGACGAUUUCUUCGCCAAUUGUAAGAUCCAUGAUUUCCUUGCCCUCGCCUCGGCGGCGAAUUAUUUGGGAGCUCAGUUGGUUCUGGACGAGGCUUGUCAGAGAUCAGCCGAUGCAAUGAAGAACAAAAGUGUGGCUUGGGUGAGGAAAGUUUUUGGAGUAGAGAACGAUUUCACGUCUGCAGAAGAACAAGCUUUAAAAAAUAAACAUGAAUGGGCUUACGAAGGAGUCGAUCCCGACGAUGACAAUGAAGAAGAUAUGAAUCAAUUGAUGACGAUUACAAAGAUGAAGAUAUGA